This is a messenger RNA of Drosophila yakuba, 2941 nucleotides long. It is a transcript of the gene l(2)37Cb, whose product is annotated as pre-mRNA-splicing factor ATP-dependent RNA helicase DHX16. Lineage: Eukaryota; Metazoa; Arthropoda; Insecta; Diptera; Drosophilidae. The record is from RefSeq and is a predicted model, not a curated record. The transcript has 4 exons. Gene Ontology annotation, molecular function: ATP binding; RNA binding. Gene Ontology annotation, cellular component: catalytic step 2 spliceosome; intracellular anatomical structure. Bases 211 to 2895 code for a protein of 894 amino acids.
AACAAAUAAUCCUACUUUAUAAACAGUGGACAAAAAUAAUAACAUGAAUUAAAAUAAAGAGAUUAUAUAUUGUAAGUACAGACAGAACUAUCUGUUCUGUAGUGUUUUACCCCGUCAAAAAAAAGUUAGAUUCCGAGCUAGCUGGGCGGCACUGCAAGUUAUCGAAUUACCUAUUGCCAGCCGGUUUGUUGAUGGGCGAAGUCUUGUAAAAUGUCGGGCAAAAACAGAAAACGCAAUGCCAGCAGCAGCAGCAGCGCCGAGGAGCCGGACAGUGAGGAAGAAUCUCGCCUAAAGGACCUGCAGGAGCGCGACGAGUUCGCCAGCCGGCUGAAGAAGCGGGAUGACGAUCGGACGCGCAAUGUGGUUGAUUCCACCGGCGGACGCAGGGCCAUCGAAGAGGCCACCAAGCGGCUGAAGCUGGAACACGAGGACCGGGACAAGAUAGUGCCUCACCUGCGUCUUCAGUCGCGUCGCCAGUAUCUGGAGAAGCGCAAGGAUGACAAGGUUGCUGAGCUGGAGGCGGACAUCCUGGACGAUGAAUAUUUAUUUGAUGAGAGCGUCCUGACCAAACGGGAGAAGGAGGAGCGCCAAUACAAGAAGCAACUGCUGAACAUCGCCAAGGAGCACGAGAAGGCGCGGGAACUAGAGCGCAUCCAGCGCUAUAACAUGCCACAGGACCUGAAAAAGGGAGAGCGAUCUGAGUACGUUGAGGUGGAUGACUUUGAGAAGCAACCUAACUCAGAGCAGAAGAAAUGGGAGGCUGAACAAUUGGCCUCGGCGCGAUUCCAUUUCGGUGCCAAAGAUGCCAAGGCGGAGGAAGAGUACGAGCUACUCCUUGACGAUCAGAUCGAUUUCAUCCAAGCCCUAACCCUGGAUGGAAGUCGAGAGAAGUCAUCUAGCCGACAGCCUGAACUCACGGAGAAGGAGCGCAAACGCUUGACGUUGGACGAGACCAGAAGAUCCCUGCCUGUUUAUCCGUUCAAGGAGGAUCUGAUUGCUGCUGUAAAGGAACAUCAGGUGCUCAUCAUCGAAGGUGAAACGGGCUCGGGCAAAACUACACAGGUGCCGCAGUACCUUGUGGAAGCUGGUUUCACCAAGGAUAAGAAGAUGAUCGGAUGCACGCAACCACGUCGUGUGGCCGCCAUGUCGGUGGCUGCACGUGUGGCCGAGGAAAUGGGCGUGAAGCUGGGCAAUGAAGUGGGCUACAGCAUCCGUUUCGAGGACUGCACCUCGGAUCGCACCAUUCUGAAGUACAUGACUGAUGGCACCCUGCAUCGAGAGUUUCUGUCGGAACCUGACUUGGCCUCCUACAGUGUAAUGAUUAUCGAUGAGGCUCACGAGCGGACUCUGCACACGGACAUUUUGUUUGGUCUGGUCAAGGAUAUUGCUCGUUUCAGACCAGAGUUGAAGCUCCUUAUAUCCAGUGCAACUCUGGAUGCCGAGAAGUUCUCCGCUUUCUUCGAUGAUGCACCCAUCUUUAGAAUACCUGGUCGCCGCUAUCCAGUGGAUAUCUUUUACACGAAGGCUCCGGAAGCAGACUACAUCGAUGCGUGUUGCGUUUCAGUUUUGCAGAUUCAUGCCACUCAACCCUUGGGCGAUAUUCUAGUCUUCCUCACGGGUCAGGAUGAGAUCGAGACUUGCCAGGAAGUUCUGCAGGAUCGCGUAAAGCGGCUUGGCUCAAAAAUUCGUGAGCUGAUUGUUAUACCCGUCUAUGCGAAUCUCCCGAGUGAUAUGCAGGCCAAAAUCUUCGAGCCCACGCCUCCGAAUGCCCGAAAAGUUAUCCUGGCCACCAAUAUAGCAGAGACCUCGCUGACCAUCGACAACAUUAUAUAUGUUAUUGAUCCUGGGUUUGCCAAGCAGAACAAUUUCAAUUCCCGCACUGGCAUGGAGUCUCUUAUGGUGGUGCCCAUUUCCAAGGCUUCCGCAAAUCAGCGAGCGGGCAGAGCAGGACGAACCGCUCCAGGAAAGUGCUUUCGUCUGUAUACGGCGUGGGCAUACAAGCACGAACUGGAGGACAAUACCGUUCCGGAGAUACAGCGCAUUAAUCUAGGAAAUGCAGUGCUCAUGCUCAAGGCUCUGGGCAUUAAUGAUCUGAUACACUUCGACUUCCUGGACCCUCCGCCGCACGAGACACUGGUAUUGGCUUUGGAGCAGCUGUAUGCCCUGGGUGCACUAAACCACCAUGGAGAGUUAACCAAGCUGGGUCGUCGUAUGGCCGAGUUUCCAGUGGAUCCCAUGAUGGGCAAGAUGCUGCUGGCAAGCGAAAAAUACAAAUGCUCCGAGGAGAUGGUGACCAUUGCAGCCAUGCUGUCCGUGAACAGCGCCAUUUUCUACAGGCCCAAGGACAAAAUCAUUCACGCGGACACUGCCAGAAAAAACUUCAAUCACAUGCACGGGGACCACCUAAGCCUCCUGCAGGUUUACAAUCAGUGGGCGGAAACUGACUACAGCACUCAGUGGUGCUACGAGAACUUCAUCCAGUACAGAUCAAUGAAGCGGGCUCGAGACGUGCGAGAGCAGCUGGUGGGACUGAUGCAGCGUGUGGAAAUCGACAUGGUCAGCUGCUUGCCUGAGACUGUAAAUGUGCGAAAGGCAGCUACCGCUGGAUACUUCUACCAUGUGGCGCGGCUCUCCAAGGGAGGUCACUACAAGACCAUCAAGCACAAUCAGACAGUAAUGAUACACCCGAACUCCUCGCUAUUUGAGGAGCUGCCGCGGUGGGUGCUCUAUCACGAGCUGGUGUUCACUUCCAAGGAGUACAUGCGUCAGGUUAUAGAGAUCGAGAGCAAGUGGUUGCUGGAAGUGGCCCCGCACUACUACAAGGCCAAGGAGCUGGAGGAUUCGACGAACAAGAAGAUGCCAAAGGUCGCUGGGCGUGCUGAAAUGGCGCAAUAAUUUCGGGGGUUUUAGUUUCCAAUUAAAAUUAAUCUUUUAUUGUAAA